Molecule: messenger RNA, 2000 nt
Organism: Cucurbitaria berberidis CBS 394.84
Lineage: Eukaryota; Fungi; Ascomycota; Dothideomycetes; Pleosporales; Cucurbitariaceae
Product: short-chain specific acyl-CoA dehydrogenase mitochondrial precursor
Exons: 4
Coding region: 229-1890 (553 amino acids)
Molecular function (GO): acyl-CoA dehydrogenase activity; flavin adenine dinucleotide binding
Source: RefSeq, a predicted model, not a curated record
ACGUAUACCAGCUCACGAGAUCACAAGCUUGCGGCCGCUGCACCCCAGCUGGCCCGUCCCCGGACUUUCUUGGCGUGGAGUCCGGCAUGUGAAAGGACUCGAAACCGACCAGGAGGUCGGUUAUAACCUACUCAAAGCCAGUUGCUUUGUCCUGUGAUCCACCUCGACUCUUGUACCAGUACUCUGUGCUUCUCCUAUCUUUCCUGUAUCCACUUCACGAUUGUAAACAUGUCACAGCGCUUCUCGGCCGCUGACGUCGCGUCGCAUAAGUCGGCGGACAGCCUGUGGAUCAUUGUCGACGAGGACGUCUACGACGUCACAAACUUCCAGGAAGAGCACCCUGGAGGGAAGAAGAUCCUCCAGCGCGUUGCAGGCAAAGACGCCUCGAAGCAGUUCUGGAAGUACCACAACGAGAGCAUCCUCAAGAAGUACCAAAAACUCCAAGUUGGUUCAUUAGACAGCAAAGCCGCGCCGCCGACACCUCCACCAACACCACCUCCGGCGAAGAAGGAGGAGAAGAAGGAUGUGGUGAAGCCUGAGGCGAACUCGGGGGUUGUUGCGCCUCAGCCAACCGAAGCUGCGGCCGAGGAUGCUGAGCCUUUCGAUUCCUAUGGCGAUCUGGUUCCCUAUGCCGACCCGUCGUGGUAUCAAACGUACCACUCUCCCUACUACAACGAAACACACGUCGCCCUCCGCGAAGAAGUCCGCCAAUGGGUCGAAGAGAAACUCAUGCCCAACGUCACUGAUUGGGAUGAAGCGAGAAAGGUUCCCGACGAGAUCUUCCUCGACAUGGGCGAGCGCGGAUACCUCGCCGGUCUGCUCGGUAUACACUUCCCAGCUGCAUACACCGAUAAGAGGAUCAAGAGUGUUCCGCCAGAGAAGUGGGACCACUUCCAUGAAAUGAUCCUCACAGAUGAGCUGUCGAGAACUGGUAGUGGUGGUCUCGUCUGGAAUUUGAUCGGUGGAUAUGGUAUUGGCGGACCUCCAUUAUUUAAGUUUGGAAAGAAGGAGCUCGUUAAGCGUAUUGGGCCUGGUCUCUUGAGCGGCGAGAAGCGCAUUUGUCUUGCUAUUACUGAGCCAGAUGCUGGAAGCGACGUCGCAAGCUUGACCUGCGAAGCCAAGCUCUCCGAAGACGGCAAGCACUACAUCGUCAAUGGCGAAAAGAAAUGGAUUACAAACGGCAUCUGGUCCGACUACUUCACAACCGCCGUUCGCACUGGUGGCGAAGGCAUGAACGGCGUGUCAGUCCUCCUCAUCGAGCGCUCCGCAGGGGGCGUCAGCACGCGCAAAAUGGACUGCCAGGGUGUCUGGUCCAGCGGCACAACAUACAUCACCUUCGAAGACGUCAAGGUACCCGUCGAGAACCUCAUCGGCAAGGAGAACCAGGGCUUCAAGGUCGUCAUGACCAACUUCAACCACGAGCGCAUCGGCAUCAUCAUCCAGUGUCUGCGCUUUUCUCGCGUCUGCUACGAAGAGAGCAUCAAGUACGCACACAAGCGCAAAACUUUCGGCAAGCGCCUCAUCGAUCACCCUGUCAUUCGUCUCAAACUCGCACACAUGGCUCGCCAGAUCGAGGCUUCGUACAAUUGGCUCGAGAACCUCGUCUUCCAGUGUCAAAAGAUGAACGAGAUGGAAGCCAUGCUGAAGCUCGGCGGCGCUAUCGCUUCAUUGAAGGCGCAGAGUACUACAACCUUCGAGUUCUGUGCGAGGGAAGCAAGUCAGAUUUUCGGAGGGCUGAGUUAUAGUCGUGGUGGGCAGGGUGCAAAGGUAGAGCGGUUGUAUAGGGAUGUUAGGGCGUAUGCCAUUCCGGGAGGUAGUGAGGAGAUUAUGCUGGAUUUGAGUAUUAGACAAGCAUUGAGGGUGCAUAAGGUUUUGGGCAUGAAGCUGUAAGAAUAUCAAGGACGUGAGUAGCUGCUGCAUCUUCUUCUUCUUCACGUGCACAAAUAGAACCAAUAUUAAGAGAGUGUACUCGAUUGACUCUAGUACCUACUCCGCGACCG